UAUUAACAUAAUUUUUAGAAAAAUUAGAGAAUGGAAAGUAUGAAUAGAGAAUUUUAUAACAAAAUGGCCAACUCUCAUGUAAGACAUGCUGUCCAAAGCAGAGGAAAAUUAGUGCACAAGUCCAAGAGUUUCCUUGACCAAAAAACUUUGUCAGGGAAUAAAAACGAUAAGAAAGUUAAAUAAAUUGGCAAGUAAUAAGAAUAUGAAGCGGUUGCCAGCGAAUAGGAUCAAUAAAGCUAAAUCUUCAAACACAAAAACAAUGAAAUCCAUGAUGACUGGGAGUUUUGACAGGAAAAAUAAUAUUGAACACGUGUUGGCAGAUCAUAAGGUCAAACUUGGAAGCUUCAAGGUGAGAAAGAAUAAAGAUAAUAAGCUUAUUUCCUCCAAAGAUCAUCAUUCAAAGCAUAAGAAAUACAUCUCAGAAUCCACUAUGUAUCCUCAGGAAGUCAUUACUUCCAAGAAGAAGAAUAAGAUCAAGGCUGUAGUUGUUACAACUGUGAAUUUGACCAGGAAUGGGCAGAAGACAUUUAAAUAAACAGAUGAUCUCUCCUUGCCCUUCUUCAAAGACAUUUGUCAAGGAGAGGAACAGCCUCAAUAAAUUUUUCAAUUCCAAUAGGAAGAAGAACAAGCUAUUGUUUGACACACAGGAUCGAGAUUUAGUAAAGGAUCCAGCAUUGAUGAAGGUAUCCAAAAUUGAAUACCAAAUCAAAAAGCAUUGUUUGAAGAAUAAAAAAUUAGUGAAAACAAUGUCUAGCUCAAGUGCUCACAAACAAAACUUCUCACAAAAAGAAAGAGGUGGUCGCUUGAAACCAUCCCUUUUUCUGGAGAAUAUGAAAGAUGGAGAUAGGCCUACUAGGAAUACUUCAAAGACUUCCUACAGGAACAACCCAAGCCGGAUAGGUGAACUUGAUACCUCCUUUGUUUAUGCGGAUAUUGAUCUGGAAGAUAAAAAGGAAUCAGCGCUUGAUGAACGAGGGAUUAGCGAGAAAAUUACUACAAAAUCUUCAAAGACUUAUGCAAGUAAUUUUCAAAAAGUGGCUGGCAAGAAUAAAUCUUAUGGAUGUUCAUGUGGUAAGCCAAAGGAUCCUACUCUAAAUUGAUGUAAGAGAGCUGAAGAAUGGCUUAAAUAUGCCUUUAAUGGUUCUUCUAAGUCCUUCAGUCAGAAAGAUAAGAAGGUUUUCAAAGAACUUGUGGACACCAAAGUGAAGAAGGAAUCAUGAAUAGAGAAUGAAAAUGAUGAUCGGAUUCCGAUCACAGUGUGAAUAGAGAAUGACUUGAAAAGAACUUUCCCUCAUGAAGAGUACUACCAAUCUUCUGAGGCAAAAGAGACUCUGUUUAAUGUAUUGAAAGCAUACACUCUUUAUGAUACAAAGUGAGGAUAUGUGCAAGGAAUGAACUUUAUCGCAGCUAGUCUAAUCUAUCAUUCAUCUCCAGAUAUUGCAUUCUGGUGUUUAGUAUCCCUGAUGUUUGAUUACAACCUGAGGAACAAUUAUGAAGUUGGAUUCGCAGGGAUCGAGGAUAUUAAUAAUGAGAUCAAGAGAUUGCUUGUUCUUAAAUGAUCGAAAUUAAAUAAGAGGUUUGAGGAAACUGAGACCGAUUUGGGAAUAUUCUCAUUAGAAAUGAUAAUGAGUCUUUUUGGUAUAGCUAUCCCUCUCUCAUGAACAGGAGAAUUUUACGACAACUUCUUCGCAAAUGGGUGGAACUUCUUUGUUAGACUAAUAAUAACCUUCUUAGAGAGUAUCCAGCAAACUCUACUACAAGAAGAAGAUCCUUGGAAGAUUAUCAGGCUCAUAAAAGCCCAUACUUCUUCCCCUUCCAAUGCGCACAGGUUCGAUGAACUAGACCCAUCACCUAUAAACUGGGCUGAACUAAUCAGGAAGGCCAGUGAGAUGGAUUCAUAAUAAACCUUUAUUUUA
Molecule: messenger RNA, 1916 nt
Organism: Moneuplotes crassus
Lineage: Eukaryota; Ciliophora; Spirotrichea; Euplotida; Euplotidae
Source: the annotation of a GenBank genome assembly